GUAUAUUAUGGAUGUUCAUGGUUCAUGGAAAUGAAGAGUUACUCCUCUAAUACUCAAUUUUUAAUAAAAAUAUUAUCUCCUUUUUAUGUUAUGUUUUGAACACUUACAUUUUAGUGAACACCUGAACUAACAAUCUUUCUUUCUCUUUUCAUGCUUUCAUGGAUUGCUUUGCGAAUGUAUGCGUUUGUUUUAAAUAUAUAAACAUAUUUAGAAAUGAUGUCAAGAGUAAGUGCAAAAGCAAGAAAAGUUCAUAAAGAUCCCUUUGGAGGCAAAAUAGGGGAAAAACUACUGUUCGGUAAGAUGGAGUUAUGGUGGAAAAAUAGUGCGUGUGUAAUAAAGGUUUCUUAACGUAGUAUCGUGAUUCGCCGCGUUUCGAAAAUUCUUCGAUAGCUUAGUGCGUAGAAGCGAAGCAAGGAUAAAUGUUUCGACAAGGUUGUGGUUAAUGUGAUAGAACACAAACACGGGUAAAUACUUCCUUCUGUGGGACGUCAGUGCGCCUAAUACACUAAUGGUGAUAUUGUUGUUUUCCUUGUCGUUGUUCAAUUCAAUGAUGACGACCUUCCGACGACGCUGCCGGUCGUGGAGUCGUCGCCGUGGUUUACUGUUCCUCUUGGUCGUAGUGCUAGGGAUGUUCGUGGCGGCGAGAAUAUUGGCUUCCAGUAGAAUGGCCGAAGAGGAACUCGCCCCAUGCGCUGUGCCAGCCGAGCAAAGAAAAAAGUUAUUCCCUUUGUUAUCGUCUGUGUCGAGUCUCCUGACCCGCUUGUCCAUCACGCAUUUCCUCUGCUUCGAAUCCCUCUGGGGAGCCGUGCAGGAGUCAGGGCCCCUACCCUGGGAUGCCAAUGCGCACCUGUGCGCCCUCAACGAGAAGGUAUCCAAGCACAACGAAGCCGAGUUGCUACGCGCCUUCCGACGCCGAGGCCUCACGCUGGAAUACAGCUCGGCGGAAGGCCAGUACACCAUCAAGAACGCCACGGAGGUGAGCGACAAGUGGGUUCCGCCGACGGUUCGAGUCGUGCUGUUCGAAGAAGACGAUCGCGUCCAUAUGCUGCGGCGCGUCGGCUGGCGGAGGCGCGUGCUGCCCCCGGACUGCGACGCCCACCCCGUCCUCCAGUGCUUCCCGCCCAAGCUGGCACUCGACCCGCUUCCCUCAAGGCCGUUCGGGCCACUCUCGCUUCCGGCACCUCGGGAGGACAUCGAUCUCCUCAAGUUCCAUUAUCCGGAGACGUGGUGGCGGCCGCUACAGCCCAAGUGUUAGGAACGCGUUGGGGAUGUGAUGGCGUACGAAUUAAGAUUUGUAACUUUAACGGUGACAGAGCGAGAUACUUUGCCAUUUGAAAGUCAGUAUUAAAUGCAGAUUUAUAUUUUGGAGGAAGAUAUUAGUUUCCCGUUCCACGUCCCAAAUGCUUCAAAAUAAAUGCAACAUUGCUUAUUUUAGGUACCUAUAUAUUUUCGGAGUAUAUAGAGCAGUGACAACCCGUUUUUAAGGAAUAAUUCCUAAAAUGAGAUGUAUAAUUCCAGCUUUGAUAUAGAAUGGAUAAAACUAUCGGAUACUUGGAUUGCAGUAUGCAAUGUAGACUAAAUAUUUGCUCAAAUAACAUACAAACACUAUCUGCAGUCCAGUUUGGAAAUAAUUGUAAGCAUUAUUUACCAAGAGAUCGAUGUUAGAGCAAUUGCAAGAUAUAGCAAUGAAGGUAAUGAUCCAUAUUUCAAAGAACAAUUGUAAUCCUUCCAUCCUUCCCGUCUA
Molecule: messenger RNA, 1744 nt
Organism: Penaeus monodon (black tiger shrimp)
Lineage: Eukaryota; Metazoa; Arthropoda; Malacostraca; Decapoda; Penaeidae
Exons: 1
Coding region: 509-1255 (248 amino acids)
Source: RefSeq, a predicted model, not a curated record